Molecule: messenger RNA, 1686 nt
Organism: Jatropha curcas
Lineage: Eukaryota; Viridiplantae; Streptophyta; Magnoliopsida; Malpighiales; Euphorbiaceae
Product: cytochrome P450 93A3
Molecular function (GO): heme binding; oxidoreductase activity, acting on paired donors, with incorporation or reduction of molecular oxygen; monooxygenase activity
Source: RefSeq, a predicted model, not a curated record
AUGAUGGACAUUCAAGAUUACACCGUUCUCUUUCUUGUUUGGUUAAUCUCAACCAUUCUUGUUCGAGCCAUUAUUUUAAAAAGACGAUCUAGAUUUCAUCUUCCUCCAAGUCCAAUAGCACUUCCAGUUAUAGGACACCUUCACCUCCUUCGUCCCAUCCCUCACCAAGCACUUGACAAGCUAUCAAAACGUUACGGUUCUUUAUUUCAUCUAUCAUUCGGUUCUGUCCCUUGUGUUGUUAUAUCUUCUCCUGAAAUGGCAAAAGAAUUCUUGAAAACUCAUGAAAUGUCGUUUUGCAAUCGGCCAUCAACGGUCGCUGUCCGGUGCUUGACUUAUGGAGCAUCCGAUUUCAGUUUUGCUCCUUAUGGACCUUAUUGGAAGUUUAUGAAACAAAUAUGCAUGACAGAACUUCUUGGUGGACGUAUCCUUGAUCGGUUUCUUGAUAUUAGACAUGAAGAACUAAAGAGUUUCUUGAAAUUAAUAUUACGAAAGAGUUACGAAGGUAAAGAAGUUGAUCUUGGAGAAGAGUUAAUGACAUUCUCAAAUAAUGUAAUAUCAAGAAUGACGAUGAGCAAAAGGUGCUCGACGACCGACGAUGAGGCUAAUGAUGUAAGGAAAUUGAUUGAAGAGGUUGGUGUGCUUACUGGAGAAUUUAAUUUUCAAGAUUAUAUUUGGUUUUGUAAGAAUAUUGAUGUACAAGGAUUUGGGAAGAGGCUUAAAAGAUUACAAGUGAAAUUGGAUUCAAUGAUGGAAGGUAUUUUGAAAGAACACGAAGAGGAAAGAAUGAAAAAGAAGAAGAAGAUCAACAAUGGUGAAUUGGGUGAUAAAGAUCAUAUUAAGAAAGAUUUUGUUGAUAUACUGCUGGAUAUUAUGGAAGAUGAGAGUUCAGAAAUGAGACUGUCCAGAGAUAGUGUCAAAGCAUUUAUUUUGGAAAUGUUUACAACAGGCACAGGUACAUCUGCAGGUGUAAUACAAUGGGCAAUAGCUGAACUCAUAAACCAUCAAAACAUAUUCAAGAAAGCAAGAGAAGAGAUUGAUUUUGUCGUUGGAAACAAUAGGUUGAUCGAAGAAUCAGAUAUUCAAAAUCUACCUUAUCUUCAAGCCAUUGUUAAAGAAACCCUAAGAUUACACCCAUCAGGUCCAUUGUUCACAAGAGAAUCAACCCAAGAUUGCAACAUUGGAGGCUAUCACAUUCCAGCUAAAACAAGACUUCUUGUUAACGUGUGGGCGAUCGGAAGAGAUCCUAAUUAUUGGGAAAAUCCACUUGAGUUCGAACCAGAAAGAUUCAUGGACAAUGAAAAGAAUGGUCUGAUUGAUGUUAGAGGUCAAAAUUACCAUCUUUUGCCAUUUGGUAGUGGAAGGAGAAGCUGCCCAGGAACUUCUCUGGCAUUACAAGUUAUUCAAACUACAUUAGGGUGUCUGGUUCAAUGCUUUGAUUGGAAAGUUACUAAUGAUAAUAAUAAUGUAGAUAUGAGUGAGGCUGCUGGGAUCUCUCUUUUGAUGGCAAAUCCAUUGAUGUGUGUCCCAACAGCACGUUUACAGUAUGAGAAAAUUAUAUGCUAAAGCUGAAGUAUGUGCAAGUUUAUUGUGCUAAACCUAUUGUAUUUGUCACGACCCGUUUCCGUGGGCCGGACCGGCACUAGGACCUGGGUGGGCUUAAGGCCCCCAAAGCCCGUAGUAAGCCUA